Messenger RNA from Nanorana parkeri, 2659 nucleotides. RefSeq names its product coiled-coil domain containing 14 (gene CCDC14). The transcript has 13 exons. The record is from RefSeq and is a predicted model, not a curated record. Bases 107 to 2659 code for a protein of 850 amino acids. Gene Ontology annotation, cellular component: centriolar satellite. NCBI's taxonomy places the organism in Eukaryota, Metazoa, Chordata, Amphibia, Anura, Dicroglossidae. Gene Ontology annotation, biological process: protein localization to centrosome.
CUCCCGAAGGCGCUUGUUUGUUUCCGGCGGUUGCUGGUUUCCAUAGAGACACUUCCGGGCGGCAGAGUCAAGUGAGAAUUGGAGUGUGAGGUGGCCACAGCGGAGAAUGGCGAGAGCGGGGGUCGGCAAGGCUUUCUCUUCCGGGAGGAUUCCGAUUCCGGGCAGAUCUCUGAGCAGUAAGAAGAGGAUCGCCCCCAGGAAGGCCUCCACCGCGCCUGCUGUUUCCGGAUACUCUCUGUGCUCCACCGACUCCGAAGAUCAGGUUUUAGUCAUCAAUAGAGGUCUGGACCAAUGUGCGGUGUUAUUACAAGACAUCCUGCAGAGCGAAGGACGAGAGAACACAACAAAGAGAACUCAUGUGAAAUCUUCAGGAAGAGUGAAGAAGAACGCAGUGAAGAAGCCGUCUACCGCGUCACAUGUGCACAGAGAGAAAGGUGGGUGGGUGGGGUCUGUGCUGUCCAAUCGCAGAGCUCAUCCCAUGAUGUCAUUGAAGGAAGUUGGUGUUAUUGUCAGGAAGUCGGCACCUUGGAGGGGUUCUAGUAAUGUGGAGGUUCAGAGACCCCCCGGGACGGCCUCGUCUACCGCACCGCCCCCCACAAGCUGUGACCACGUCCAAUCACAGAUGCAGCUUCUGAACAGAGGAAUGCGCAGUGCUGCGUCAGGUCCCGAAUCGGCCGUAUUGUUUAAUUGUCGCUUAGCAACGUCAACCCCGACCCUGACCCUGUCACCUCGACAGUCAGCAGACCCUCAGGUGAGGAAUUUUAUGGUGGACCUACCGCUCAGAUCUCUGGAGGAGGGGGCGAUCCUCCCGCUCAGAUCUCUGGUGGAGGGGGCGAUCCUCCCGCUCAGAUCUCUGGUGGAGGGGGCGAUCCUCCCGCUCAGAUCUAUGGAGGAGGGGGCGAUCCUACCGCUCAGAUCUAUGGAGGAGGGGGCGAUACUUGAAGCUCAACCGACCUGCCAAGCUGACCAGCCCAGUAAUUCUAACAAGCAGAUAUCGGACUCGGAUCUCCUGCAGUGUGUCGCCGCACACUUGGCACAGCUGCACAGUGAAAAAGAGAGUCUCGCGACAGAGACCGAGGAGACGUCCAGUGACGACGAGGAGGUCAUGAUGGACAAGGCCACUGCCAGAGACAUCAGCUGUCAGACGAGCUUCAACGGGAAUAAAAAGAGCAGCCCGAAAAAAACCGAAGAGAAGAUCAAAACGGUGAAAUAUCUUCUGGGAGAGAUCAAGGCUCUGGUGGCCGAUCAAGAUGACGGGGAGGCUCUGCGUCUGGUGACGGAGCUGGAGCACAGUUUGUCUCUUCUGCCGGCGGUGGUGGGGAGUACCAAUGUUCUUGCAGAGAUUGCUCUGGCCCUUCAGCCCCUGCGGAGUGAGAACACCCAACUGCGGAGGAGAUUGCGAAUACUGAACCAGCAGCUGAGAGAGCGGGAGAGGACAGGGAGAUCGGACGAGCAGAGCUCUGAAGUGACGUCCCUCCAGUUUAUGAAUGAUACAUUGCAGCAGCAGUUGAUAGAGUCCCACAAAAGCCUCCAGUCCCAGCAGAAGAAGACGGAGGAGCUUCUGAAGGUGAUGGAGACCCAGAUAGAGGAGAACAAAACCCUUUCCCAGAUCAUCCAAGAGAAGGAAGAGGAAAUCCUUCAGAUUUUGCAGCAGAAUGACAUCACAUCCUCCAGGGUGAGAACCGACGCGGCGGGGAACAUGAAGAGCCUCCAGUUUAAGUUGGAGUCUGCGGAGAAAGAGAGUCAGAUUCUGGCGAUAACGCUGCGGCAGAGAGAUGCGGAAGUCACGCGACUGCGAGAACUCACACGGACUCUGCAAGCCAGCAUGGCCAAACUUCUAUGUGACCUGGGCAAGGACAAGACCAGAGCCCGGCCUGGAGGUCAGCUGACCCAGGCCGCACUGGACAGCUAUGACAAGCAGCUCCGCACUGACCAGUGUCCGGCCAGCACCUCCAUCAUCAGCUACCUCAAGAGAUUAGAGAUGGAUCAAGUGAUCCCAACUGCCGCUGAUCAGCCGGAUCCCGCUGUGCCUGCCUACCACACGGGACUGACCUCUGACCCCAGCGACGACUUUAUGAUGAGCAAAGGUCAUAUUCAUUAUCAGAGACCAGAGCCCUCCGUCUCCUCCAUCCCCUCACACAGCCCCCAAAAACUCAGAACAGAAUCUUGUUCCCUGAUUGGUGAUGAGUACAAGCCGGACGAGACCACCUAUUUACCGCUGGCAAGCAGCCCACACAAAGCCAACUUUGCGCCAUCUGCCCGACUGAUGUGCACCCCGCCGAAGCUCUGCAGUGCAGAGAGAGACGUCGGGGACCAGAUAAAUGACUUUGGCGCUUCUGAGAGGAACCGUACAAUUCAAAGGGGCUCAUUCAAUGCCGCGGACACAUCGGAUAAGCCCACCAAGGUUCAAGAAUCAGAUGUGCCAAAAACUAGGGUGUCCUCCGGGGGUCAUCUUCCUCCUCAUCUGAGGGACCUGCGGAUCAGUCGCCUUAAUGACCCAUCGGCGCGCGACGUCAUGUCUGCAACAUCCGAUUGGUCCAUCGCCUCUGUCUCCACUUUCACCUCCCACGAUGAGCAGGAUUUCCGGACCGGUCUGGCUGCUCUGGAUGCCAAUAUCGCUAAAUUGCAGAGGACUUUACAAAGCGCCGCCAAGAAAUAA